UCAAAACAGCUCUGCCUACUCUGCCACUCUGAGGAAGCUCCUGUUAUAUUCCUUUCUCCUCUUCACGAUACCCAUCUUUCUCUACUUCUCCAUCAAACACACAGUACUUGAAGGUAUGUUCCAUGUAGCCGAACACAGUGCAACCCUGUAUGCGGCCUUUGCAGCAAUAGUAGCUGUCCAUGUGAUUCUUGGUCUCUUUGUGUACAGUGCAUUCAAGGAAGAAGAAAAACCAAAACCUGUGAAGACUGAUUGAGGUUCUUAGCCUCUUCCAUAUAUUGUUGAACUUUUUUACUCGUCACUGAUAAAGAGUUUCUGUGACUUGUCCUGCAGAACAUCCAAGUAAGAAUCUAUUGGUAUGAUGGAAGCAUAAUCAGGAUAGCUUCUAUGAGGAGAAACCCUAACAAUUUACAUUUUUCGUGAUAAAUCUGCAAUGCAACUUUUUUUCUUACUGCAUCGCUUUCUGACUUUUCAACUUUCAAGUCUCAUGCAACUUUCGAGACCAAAAUUACGACCCCUGAGUUUAGUGUUAUGAUACUGCAACAAAUAACAAUAAAGAGAAUUAAAUUCAAAUUUGAUUUUUCAUUUUUUUUAUUAAAUAAAUCAUGUACUUAAACAAAAUAACCAAACAAUGAUCUUACAACAAUCUCUUGAAGUGUCCGAUGUACAAUCCAGGGUUAUAGUUCACAGUUAUGAUAGUCCAGUAUAUAAUCCAGAUAAGAACCAAGUUGGCUGGUGAAAAUUCCUUAACCCUAAAUAGACUGGGCUAUUUCGACACCUAAGAAGACGGGGUGGGGGCUGAUUCAGCCCCCCCCCCAUGAUCUUGGCCGUCGAUCGCGAAGAAAAUUGGCACAAGCGUUACCCAUGGCAUUAUCUACAAAAUUAUUACAUCAAAUUCUGCGAAAAAUCUCAUUGCUCAUUAAUUAUGCGU
Molecule: messenger RNA, 928 nt
Organism: Lytechinus variegatus (green sea urchin)
Lineage: Eukaryota; Metazoa; Echinodermata; Echinoidea; Temnopleuroida; Toxopneustidae
Product: vacuolar ATPase assembly integral membrane protein VMA21-like
Biological process (GO): vacuolar proton-transporting V-type ATPase complex assembly
Cellular component (GO): endoplasmic reticulum membrane
Source: RefSeq, a predicted model, not a curated record